CCCACAAGGCAGGAGGUCUGCCAAAAUGAAGUUGUUGCUACUUCUGGCAGGUUUGGCAGUGGCACUGGCAGUCCCCAGGUUGCCUAAGGCACGCGACUUUUAUGUGGAGGAGCGUGAUGAUGAUGGUUUAACAUUAAUCGUCCUUACGGAAGGCGAACGCAUCGUCCUUGGAAAGAUCGGCAGGAAGGUAGACAAGCAAGACGAUGAGGUGUUCUUCCAGAUGACAGAGGAGCGGGAUGCAGCCAGCGGCGCAUACCACGUCACUAUCACGUGGGACGGCCCCAGUGAUAGGGUGUUUGAAGACUGCUUUGACUUUGGUAACAGACAAUGGUACGGUGGCCCAGAACAGAAAGAGCAAUACUGGCCAAUACAAACCUCAAAAAUCGAGAAAUAUUCGAUAAUUUCAAAGGAAGCCGAUAAUUCUGCAGUCUCUGAAAGAUAUUGGGUCAACUCAAAUGGAUGGUACAUUUACAUCCAACCAGAGGCACCCUUAUUCGUGGACCACCACAAUAUCUUGGAUAACCACAUUUGCUUCGUCGCUGAGGUUGCAGCUCCUUAUUCUACAAAACGUUUGCACAAUGUUCUGCAGUACGACCUUUGGUUCUUCGACGACGUUAAGCAAGCGCAUCAACACGCAGUUGACACGUACUUAGGUAAACCAUCAGGGAUUCCCGACUACAGAAUGAUCCAAUACCCUGUUUGGUCUACCUGGGCAAGAUACUCUAGAGAAAUUGACCAAAGCAGUCUUUGGGAUUUCGCCAACGAAAUUAAAGACAGUGGGUUCCCCAACGCCCAAUUUGAGAUCGAUGAUCUGUGGGAAAUUUGCUACGGAUCUCUAACUGUUGACGAGAGGAAACUUCCUGAUUUAAAACAACUUGUUCAGGAUAUUAAGGGUCUCGGAUUCAGAGUUUCGAUUUGGGUGCACCCCUUCAUCAAUAAGGACUGCGAGCCGUGGUACUCCGAUGCUUUGAACAAAGGUUACCUAGUCCUGAACGAAAAUGGUAGUCCAGAUAGCUCCUGGUGGAACAACAACGGCUCAGUGCCCGCCUACAUCGACUUCACGAACCCUGAAGCAGCUGACUGGUACAGCAAGAGAAUCCAAAACAUUUUGGAUACUUACGAUAUUGACAGCAUUAAAUUUGAUGCUGGAGAAUCUAGUUGGUCUCCUCAGAUUCCAGUUCAAAAUGGCGAUAUUGAUCUACAUCCCGGACACAUCGUGCAAUCUUACGUGAGGACUGUUGCCCAGUUCGGACCUAUGAUCGAAAUCAGAUCUGGAAUGAGGACCCAAGACCUCCCAGUGUUUAUUCGUAUGGUAGACAAGGACACGUACUGGGGCUACAACAACGGGCUCAUCACCCUCGUAACCACGUUGCUCACCAUGAACCUCAAUGGCUACACACUGGUGCUGCCCGACAUGAUCGGCGGCAACGGCUACAACGACAAACCUUCCAAGGAACUGUUUGUGAGAUGGUUACAAGCUAAUGUAUUCAUGCCCACGCUGCAGUACUCCUUUGUGCCGUGGGAUCAUGAUGAAGAGGCGGUUGAGAUUUGCCGUCGCUACACGCAAUUGCACGCAGACUACGCGGAUGAGAUCGUUGCCGCCAUGCAAGCUUCGGUCGACAAGGGUACUCCGGUCAACCCUCCCAUCUGGUGGAUUGACCCUACCGACCAAGAAGCCCUAGCAGUUGGAGAUGAAUUCCUCUUGGGCGAACGCAUACUAGCAGCGCCAGUGUUAGUUGAGGGGGCAGUAUCUCGAGACAUCUAUCUUCCUAAAGGCCAGUGGCGGGAUGGUGUGACUGGCGAGCUGGUGUCUGGACCAACAUGGCUGCGGGACUACCCAGCACCGUUGGACACUCUGCCUUACUUCACGCUUGAAGACUAAGAUCUUUUGUAAAA
Messenger RNA from Pararge aegeria (speckled wood butterfly), 1896 nucleotides. Its product is annotated as myogenesis-regulating glycosidase-like. Gene Ontology annotation, biological process: carbohydrate metabolic process. The coding region runs from base 26 to 1882 and encodes 618 amino acids. Lineage: Eukaryota; Metazoa; Arthropoda; Insecta; Lepidoptera; Nymphalidae. The record is from RefSeq and is a predicted model, not a curated record. The transcript has 9 exons. Gene Ontology annotation, molecular function: hydrolase activity, hydrolyzing O-glycosyl compounds.